AUAAGUACUGUACAAUACCUAUUGUAAUUGUAUGUACUAAAUUUGAGUGCAUUUGUAUCUUUAUGGCGCUUACAGUUAAAUUAAGUACAGUAAAUGCGUGACUGCGCAUUUUGAAUUCUGAUGAAUCUUAUCGACAUUGCGGAAGAUUUUAUCACCACUAACGAUGAAAAUGGUUUGCAAUGUUUACUCUCGCAUUGGCCAGUUGACUGUUUACGUAUAUCUGUCUUCUUCAAAGUUUCGAUAUCUGUUCAAGGGGGCAGAUUUUGUUUACGCAAGAAGUCAAGAAUCAGUUUCUCCUUGAUAAUGUAGCCUUAUCGCAGCCUCUAUGAAUUUCAUGAUAAUCGUGAUUCGUGCGGACCAAAUGAGCGCAGUGGUGGAGAGUCAUUUGUAAUCAAAUGAUUCAUCGAUGUAGCGAUGGGAAGCUGCCUGGAGAUUGUCGAUUUUGUCGUGAACCACGCUGCGACAUCUGUAUGUGAAAUUGUGAAUACCUGAUGUUACCAAUGGCGCGUUAAAAGACUGCUGGAGUUGAUUUUGACGAUACCUGAAAAAUCAAAGCGGUGGUUAGCCGCCUGUAAUAACUUUUCGAGGAAAUUAAAGCGAAGGAAAAUACGGAAAUGGCUGUUGCGGGUCCGGAUAUAAAAGUUGUAUUGUUAGGCCGUCACAAUGCCGGUAAAACGUGUCUGGUGGAUCGUUUUGUAAACGAAAAGCACAGCGCUGCAGCAUAUCAGACGGCAAGAAUAAGAUUGACAACAAUUGGUGCUGCAUUCGCUGCCAAGCGGGUUGAUGUCGGUACGGAUUCAGUCAUAAUGGGCAUUUGGGACACCGCGGGAAGUGAGCGGUACGAAGCCUUGUCCAAGAUGUUUUAUCGUGGAGCCUGGGCAGCAAUAAUAUGCUUUGAUCUGACAGAUGAAGACAGUUUUGAACGCGUAAAAUUCUGGAUGGCAGAGCUGAAAACCAAUGAAGAAAACUGCAAGAUUUAUUUAUGUGGAACGAAGAAGGACAAAGUAGAAGUCGACAAAGCGAACCGGCAGGUGGACUUUCACACCGCCCGAGAAUUUGCGGAUGAAAACGGCGGAGAAUAUGUUGAAACAUCGAGCAUAACAGGGGAAAACGUCGGUGAACUGUUUUUGGAUAUUGCCAAAGCAUUCGUUAACUCCAGCUCCUAUCGGACACGCAAAAAUUCCUCACGAAUAAUACUUCGAAAAACGGGAAAUGUCAAAAAAAAGCGAUGGGGAUGUUGUUGACAGAAGGGAUUCUUAUUCUUUCCAAGCUUUGUAUCAACCAAGUCGCUUAUUGUUGAUUUUUUCAGUUUGAGCUUAAGUACUAAUGAAUGGAAGUACUAGAUACAGGCCUGCCGAUUUUUCUCACAAAGCUUUUUAAAUAACAGGAGUGUUCCAUUCAUUAAUUCCAUUCUAAAUCAUUGUCAUACUGUAUUACAGUACUGGCCCAAAAUACAGAUUUCUUUAGAAGACAGUUUAUUAAAAAACAUAAAAGUUCACCAUACGUUUACGUACUCGUAC
Messenger RNA from Paramacrobiotus metropolitanus, 1520 nucleotides. RefSeq names its product ras-related protein Rab-24-like. NCBI's taxonomy places the organism in Eukaryota, Metazoa, Tardigrada, Eutardigrada, Parachela, Macrobiotidae. The transcript has 9 exons. Gene Ontology annotation, molecular function: GTP binding; GTPase activity. The record is from RefSeq and is a predicted model, not a curated record. Bases 615 to 1244 code for a protein of 209 amino acids.